AUGUUCAAAAGUCACUGUUACGGCCAGCCUUGUAAAAAUGGAGCCACGUGCCAUUAUACUGGAAGGAAUUACACAUGUACUUGUGCAAAUUGGUUUUAUGGGAGGAACUGUGAUAAUGUUGACGCCUGCCUUAGUGUCCCUUGUGUAAAUGGCGGAACAUGUGACCGGGACACGAACAACUUUAACUGUGCCUGUACCAAUAGAUACCAAGGAACUACUUGUGAAAUAGAUUGCAGGCCUGGGCCGGCAGAUAUCCUGUUCAUAAUCGAUGCCUCGUUUAGUACGGAGAAACAUUUCAACGAUUCAAAAGCAACUGUCACGGCAGUCGUCAAUAAGUUACCUAUAGGAGCCGAUGAUUUUCAAAUAGCAGUCAUUAAAUAUUCAUUUGAUGCAACCAUGGAGUUUUCCUUUAGUACCUACACAUACAAAGCAGAUUUGGUCUUCGCCAUUGAUAACAUAUCACCUACCAUGGGACCCUCCUACGUCGACAAGGCCUUAAAAAAAGCGAAUGAGGUAUUUGGUAUUUCGUCAUCCUAUGGGGCUCGAGCACAGGUGUUUCAGUACCUAAUUAUAGUCUCUGACGGGCUUUCUACUCUGAGACCGGAAGCAGUACAAGGCGCUCAAACAUUGAAAAGUCGAGGGAUUAAAGUUCUAACCGUUGGAAAUGGAGAGCAAGUAGACCAGACGGAACUGCUCCAGUUAGCUACAGCCAGCCAAUAUGUAUUUUCAGGGGGGAAGGAGGAGGAUACCACAAAUGUCAUCCUUAUAGAGACCGUGAACACUAGCUGUACAGAUUGUUUACUCAACACAAUGACGGUCAUGGUGUUUAUGGUUGAUAUUUCUAAGCAUCAGACUGUUCUACAACAAACGCUGGAUGCACUUAAGGACCUGCUAUACAAAGCACUGGACUAUAACCCAAAUACUCAAGUCGGCAUGGUCCCGUUCGACUUGACAGCUACAUUCAAGUUUAACCUUAAUCAAUAUACAGAUCGAGACAAGAUCCUUCUCAACAGCCAGAUCGGUCUUGCAACGACAAACCAAAAGUCAAAUAUAACCGCUGCCUUAACGUUUGCCCGUGAGAAAAGGGUUUAAUAACAAUCGACCAGACGCCCGGAAAAUCUUAGUGUUGUUCUCUAACGAGGGCUGGACUGACUUGGAUGGUAUCUUACGAGAGAGGCAGGCUCUGAAUAUGGACAAUGUGCUAGUAGUAUUUGUUCCCGUUGGAAGAUCAGCAGACCUUGUCACUGUAUAUUCUGUAGCAGAGCGAGCUAGUGACGUGUAUUAUAUAGAAGAGGACGCCAAUUUAGUUCGAUUUAGUGCUCUUGUGGCACAGACAACGCACGUGGAAUGUCCUAUAGAUAUCUUUGACAUUCGACAGUAGAUUACUAAAAGGUUAUAUAACUAAUAUUACAUGUAGCUGAGCGAAAUUAGGUUAUCUUUGUCUGUUAUACAUUAUAUUACAGAAUCUUAGCCAGAUACUGAAAUGUCGCUUAGUUACAGGUAAUUUGUUUUCGCACUUUUAGUCUCACGUUUUCAUCUACAAGUAUGCCGCCUCAAUAAUGUGGCCUCCUCACUACUAAAGCUACGUUUGAAUUCUUCCGCGUAAACAAUGCAUUCCGACCUCACAAAGAAGAAAACGUAUUUCAAAUUGCAAAUUAUAUUUUAUCUACAACUUCAGGAUUCUUACAGUAUAAUUUGCGUUAGCGCUCGAAUGAAUUACAUCGCUUUGUGAAAAUUCCAGGAUAUAUCGCGUAAAGG
Messenger RNA from Mizuhopecten yessoensis (Yesso scallop), 1758 nucleotides. Its product is annotated as collagen alpha-5(VI) chain-like. Bases 1 to 1092 code for a protein of 363 amino acids. Lineage: Eukaryota; Metazoa; Mollusca; Bivalvia; Pectinida; Pectinidae. The transcript has 6 exons. The record is from RefSeq and is a predicted model, not a curated record. Gene Ontology annotation, molecular function: calcium ion binding.